AUGCUCGUAAAUCGAGAAAGUAAGACUGGUGGAGUACCUGGAGGAGUAGCAACGGGAUUAGUAGCCAGUAGUCAACACAAUAUUCCUAUUAUAAUAAGAAGGUGUGUUGAAGAAGUUGAACGAAGAGGACUAGAUAUUAUUGGUUUGUAUCGAUUGUGUGGCUCCGCGACCAAGAAGCGCAUUCUCAGAGAAGCCUUCGAAAGAAACAGCAGAUCCGUUGAUCUAAGUCCGGACAACGUGCCGGACAUUAAUGUUAUUACAGGAGUUUUGAAAGAUUAUCUCAGAGAACUUCCAGAACCCCUCUUCACGAAAUGCCUCUAUCAGAUGAUGGUAGAUGCGCUUGGUGUUUGUCUGCCCGAUGAUCCAGAGGGAAAUGCUAAAUUAAUGUUCUCCAUUUUGGAUUGUUUACCUAGGAUUAAUAGGGCUACUUUAAUAUUCCUUAUGGAUCACCUAGCUUUAGUCGUAUCUGCGUCAGAUCGUAACAAAAUGUCUGCCCAAAAUUUAGCAACUGCCCUAGCUCCCCCAUUAAUGUUGCAAACAAGUGAUUCUAUAACCCCAACGACUGCUACCAAAUCGCACGAUAUCGAUUACCAGCAACCAAUCAGCGUCCUUAAGUAUCUUCUGCAAAUUUGGCCUACACCGAAACAUCAUCACUCAGGUAAUGUGUAG
This is a messenger RNA of Diabrotica balteata, 669 nucleotides long. NCBI's taxonomy places the organism in Eukaryota, Metazoa, Arthropoda, Insecta, Coleoptera, Chrysomelidae. The record is from the annotation of a GenBank genome assembly.